Molecule: messenger RNA, 2307 nt
Organism: Aspergillus calidoustus
Lineage: Eukaryota; Fungi; Ascomycota; Eurotiomycetes; Eurotiales; Aspergillaceae
Source: the annotation of a GenBank genome assembly
AUGGACGUCGACUUCUCGAUGUCACAGAACCCUCAGAAUUCUCGCGAUCCCCGCCUUGUGAACCGGCCGCAAUUACAGCAGAGAACUAGCCAACUGAGUCAACAUGAAGCACAGCAGCGAAUACCUUCAGUUCCUCAAGCCCAGCAAUCAGUGCCAGAAAACCAAAAUGAUACGCCUGCCGAUAUAUUCGUUCGUGGCAUCUCCGAAUUAGUACACGCCGCCGCCGCUGCAGCUGCGAAUCAAUCUGAAAAAGAAAAGCUGCAGAAGAAGCGUGAUACUACAGCCGAACUGCUUCGGAAGGCGAGAAACCAUCAGGGAUUUCCAUCCACUGUUGAGUUCUUUCAAAAUGCCAAGAACGAAGAGGACCAAGUUCUAGCGAAGAUCGACCAGAAAAUCAAGGAGAACGAAACCAACUACAAGCGUUUGCAAGCCGAUUUGAAAAACAAUUGGGCGGCCACGACAAACUCUUCGCGGUCUCCUGACACUCAGGAAGCCAUAUCACAGUUGGAAAGAGCUAAUAAAACAGCCAAAAAUACCAUCUUAGAUCUGCGAGAUGAUUUCAAGGAUCUGAGUGGCCGCAUUAGGUCGCAAGAUGACCAAUUAAGAGAUUUUGACAGGAGCUUAAAAGCACUUCAAGACACUGCGCGCCGCAACAGGGCACAAGAUGAUCAAUUAAGAGACCUGGACCGAAGUGUGAAGGGACUCCAAGACACUACGCGCCAACAGCAAAGGGUCCUCGCAGACUAUACAAGCUUGGAUAAGGAUGUACAAAGUCUUCAGGAGAUUGUGCGCAACCAGCAGAAGAGCUUCGCAGAUUACACAAACUCUCUUAGUGUACUGAAUAACAGCCUGGCUAGUGUCUCCUCGCGCCUUGAACAACUGGAACAAUUGGAGCAGGGCGCAGUACCAUUGCGACAAGGCACAGCGGAGCCAGGACAGGGUACAGCAGCUGAGACCAAGAAAGCCCUGCAAAAUCUUGAGGUCCAAGUAAUGAAAUUGGAAAAAGACGCAGCAGUGUGGGGCGAAAAGACCGGCUUCUUGUCCUCGUCUUAUCAGCGCAUUUCAGCACUACCCGACCAAGUCAAUCGAACGCUACAGCUUCAACAGGAGAAGCUAGAUCGGCUUGUCGACAGCCAAACUGUUGCAAAAUUGAAUGCUACAGUCACAAAACUUGAUGGUCAACUGGGGAAUCUGCAAGAAAACCAGAGCAUAAAGGAUGAUUUGGUGAUGGCCCAGUUUGAAGAACUCGCAGGCACUUUGACUCGUCUCAAAACGGAUCUUGAACCGAAUCUUGAACGUUUAACCCGAGACGUGGAACAAUUGUCAGCCAAGGUCCCAACUGAACCGCUUGAACCGAAACUUGCCACUCUGGGUGGUGAUGUCCAGCGCCUGCAUCAAAGUCUCGUGCGACAACACGAGGGUAUCACAAAUGUGGGUGUCGGUCUGCAGUCCCUUGAAAUGAGGUACAACAAUCUAUCAACAGACUAUAUUGUUCAACAUAUGCUUGGGGCAUUCCAAGAAAUGUAUCCAGAGUGGGACCCAACAUACAAAAUGUUGACCAGAAAGGUAGAUCAGCUGGAGGAGCAUGCCAGAAACUCAACAAUUUCCACAGACGAGUUAAAUCACCUGAAAGCUGAAUGUGCCACAUUAUCACAGCAAUGGGCAGGCAUGUUAGAGCGAUAUGAGUGGCUAUGCCAGGAAGAGUUUCGGCAGGUACAGACACGCGUGGAUGCCCUCGCCGCAAAGCAAAGCGACAUUGACGGCGACCUCACUUCGAAGAAAACAGCAGACCAGGCGUUACUCCAACAGGUCGAACAUGAGCGUGAGCUGCUAAACAGCCGAAUAUCAGUCUUGUCCGAAGAUGUUAAAGCGCUGAAAUCAGAAUGCGCACAAGCCAAAACAAGCACCGACAAUGACAAAACGGAUAUGCGGUCCCUAGAGCUUCGCAUUGGGGGCCUUGAAAAGAGUUCGCAGAAAAUAAAAGAGCAGCUUGAUGCAUUGUCAAAACCAGCGCCACCGCGUGAACUGUUUCUAGAGAACGGAGGCUCGACUCGAGAACCCACGCCAAAAAUGCAAGCACCACCUCGGCCUAACAAACCCGACCUCCUGGACACUGCUGCAGCUGUUAAAUUGAAGCGCCGAUAUCCCUCCACAGUUUCAGACGACGAAAGAUCUCCAGCGCACAACCCAUUUUCGCCGGACACCCUCGUCUCACCCACUGUUGCCCAUGGUGAUUCGAGGAAAAAGAAGAAAAAGAAGAAGAUAAGAAAUGUCGAAGCCGAAGGUCCCAUAGAGAUAGAUGACUAG